This is a messenger RNA of Haliotis rubra (blacklip abalone), 2037 nucleotides long. Its product is annotated as sialidase-like. Lineage: Eukaryota; Metazoa; Mollusca; Gastropoda; Lepetellida; Haliotidae. The record is from RefSeq and is a predicted model, not a curated record. The transcript is spliced from 4 exons. The coding region runs from base 1 to 2037 and encodes 678 amino acids.
AUGGACGACGGUGAUUGUAAGGACCCAGAUAUAUGGACGACGGUGAGAUAUAUGGACGACGGUGACUGUAAGGACCCAGAUAUAUGGACGACGGUGAUUGUGAGGAUCAAACUGGAUGAAAUAGUUCCCGAAAAGGAGAGGAAUGAAGAUUCUAAUCUAGACAAACGUCCUCACCAGCCCAUCUCGACCCACGUCCUCACCAGCUCAUCUCCCGUUCUCACCAGCUCAUCUCGACCCCCGUCCUCACCAGCUCAUCUCGACCCCCGUCCUCACCAGCCCAUCUCGACCCCCGUCCUCCUCAUCAGAUCAUCUCGACCCCCGUCCUCAUCAGAUCAUAUCGACCCCCGUUCUCACCAGAUCAUCUAUACCCCCGUCCUCACCAGCUCAUCUAGACCCCGUCCUCACCAGCUCAUCUCGAGCCCCGUCCUCACCAGAUCAUCUAGAUCCCCGUCCUCACCAGCUCAUCUCUACACCCCCGUCCUCACCACAUCAUCUCCCCCCGUCCUCAUCAGAUCAUCUCGACCCCCGUCCUCGACCAUCUCGAGCCCCGUCCUCACCAGCUCAUCUCGAGCCCCGUCCUCACCAGAUCAUCUCGACCCCCGUCCUCAUCAGAUCAUCUCGACCCCCGUCCUCACCAGCUCAUCUCGAGCCCCGUCCUCACCAGCUCAUCUCGACCCCCGUCCUCACCAGAUCAUCUCGACCCCCGUCCUCACCAGCUCAUCUCUCGAGCCCCGUCCUCACCAGCUCAUCUCGACCCCCCUCACCAGCUCACCUCACCAGCUCAUCUCGACCCCUGUCCUCACCAGAUCUCGACCCCCGUCCUCACCAGAUCAGAUCAUCUCUGACCCACGUCCUCACCAUCUCAUCUCGACCCCCGUCCUCACCAGAUCAUCUCGACCCCCGUCCUCAUCAGAUCAUAUCGACCCCCGUCCUCACCAGAUCAUCUAUACCCCCCUCAUCUCGACCCCCGUCCUCACCAGUCUCGACCCCCGUCCUCACCAUCAUCUCUCGACCCCCCCCAGUCCUCACCAGAUCAUCUCGACCCCCGUCCUCACCAGAUCAUCUAUACCCCUGUCCUCACCAGCUCAUCUCAGACCCCGUCCUCACCCCUCAUCUAGACCCUCACCAGCUCAUCUCGACCCCGUCCUCACCAGCUCAUCUCGACCCCCGUCCUCACCAGCUCAUCUCCUCAGACCCCCGUCCUCACCAGCUCAUCUCGACCCCCAGCUCCUCACCAGCUCAUCUCGACCCCCGUCCUCACCAGCUCAUCUAGACCCCUGUCCCCCAGCAUCUCAUCUCGAUCCCCGUCCUCACCAGCUCAUCUAUCCUCACCCCUCACCAGUCCUCACCAGCUCACCCCGUCCUCACCAGCUCAUCUCUACCCCCGUCCUCACCAGCUCAUCUCGACCCCCGUCCUCACCAGAUCCCUCGUCCUCCUCCCAGCUCAUCUCGACCCCCGUCCUCACCACUCAUCUCGACCCCGUCCUCACCAGCAUCUCGAUCCCCGUCCUCACCAGAUCAUCUCGACCCCGUCCUCAGAUCCCUGUCCUCACCUCAGCUCAUCUCGACCCCCGUCCUCACCAGCUCAUCUCGACCCCCGUCCUCACCAGCUCAUCUAGACCCCCGUCCUCACCAGAUCAUCUCGACCCCCGUCCUCACCAGAUCAUCAUCUCAGAUCAUCUCGACCUAGACCCCCGUCCUCACCAGCUCAUCUCGACCCCCGUCCUCAUCCAGAUCAUCUCGACCACCGUCCUCACCAGAUCAUCUCGAGCCCCGUCCUCACCAGCUCAUCUAGACUCCCCGUCAUCACCAGCUCAUCCUGACCCCCGUCCUCACCAGAUCAUCUCGACCCCCGUCCUCACCAGCUCAUCUAGAUUCCCGUCCUCACCAGCUCAUCUCAAGCCCCGUCCUCACCAGAUCAUCUCGACCCCCGUCCUCACCAGCUCAUCUCUCAUCUCGACCCCCGUCCUCACCAGAUCAUCUCGACCACCGUCCUCACCAGAUCAUCUCGAGCCCCGUCCUCACCAGCUCAUCUAG